UUGCAAUGUCUGGUUACCUGCCAUUGGAAUUUGGAACCAUUAAAUAAUCAACCAAGAAAGAGAGUGCGAGGAAGGAGAGAAUCCUCAUUGAUUUUGAAUCCUAUACAAUAAUAAUAACUCACUUUCUUUGACUUAAGAUCUUGUCUUUCUUCACUCGUUUUCCCCCUUUUCACUUACUAUAAGCGAACCCUAAAUCCCUUCCCCCUUUUCUCUUAUGAUUCCAGAAGUUCAUUUUUCAAUUUCACAAUUUCAACGCAGAUUCUCGUAGAUCUGAUUUCCCUCAUUUCUACUUUCCCCCUUAUUCUUUUUCUAGAUUUGGGGGAAAAUGGGUCUGCGUUUAAACCCUAGAAAUAGUUCGUCGACUUUUUACUUCAUUCUUCUCUCUAUAUUUUUGAUCAGUUUGUUGCUUGUUUCUACUAUCUCAGCUCAGGAAUCUGGUGCUGAUGAUCAGAAUGAGAGGGUUGGUGGAUCAAUUAAGGAUCUGGGACGACGUAGUAAGAUUGUGCUGGAGCAUCUGGGAAAAGAUGCUCAUUCCAUACAUUUGGGCAUAAAUUUGGACUCUGGUUUGGGUGUUUUCGAUGCCUUUUUCGCGAGUUUAUGUAUGAUACUUGUGAGCGAGAUUGGAGAUGAGACAUUUAUCAUAGCAGCUCUAAUGGCAAUGCGUCAUCCGAAGUCCAUUGUUUUGUCUGGGGCUCUGAGUGCCUUGGUUGUGAUGACAGUGCUCUCCACUGGACUUGGUAGGAUAGUUCCAAAUUUGAUAUCGAGGAAGCAUACAAAUAGUGCAGCUACAGUUCUUUAUCUAUUCUUCGGUUUGCGUCUGCUUUAUAUUGCUUGGAGAUCUGAUCCUAAAGCAUCCCAGAAGAAGGAAAUGGAGGAGGUUGAAGAGAAGCUAGAGGGAGGACAAGGAAAAACAUCAAUGCGCCGUUUCUUUUCAAGAUUCUGUACUCCAAUAUUUUUGGAGUCAUUUAUUCUGACCUUCCUGGCCGAGUGGGGGGAUCGUAGUCAGAUUGCUACUAUUGCUCUUGCGACACACAAAAAUGCUCUAGGCGUUUGCGUUGGGGCCACACUAGGGCAUAUGGUCUGCACAUCAGUGGCCGUGGUGGGAGGAAGCAUGUUGGCGUCCAAGAUCUCGCAACGCACAGUCGCUGCUGUUGGUGGCUUCCUCUUUUUGGGAUUCUCCAUAUCUUCCUAUUUCUAUCCUCCACUAAAUGCGAUGAACUCUACUCUUUUACGUUCUAAAUUCUUCCAUUAUUCCAUUGCUAUCAACCAUUGUUUCAAUCCUUCUAUAAUCUUCACUUCUUCAAUCAUUCCAUAUUCAACUCAAAAUCAGAUUUUCUGGGAACAAUUUCAACGAUCAAAUGUUCAUUUUUCCUCUAAACACCAUGAAAAACCCCCACAAAUGUUGGGUUUUAUUAAUAAUCUCAAUGAUGAGCUCACUCUUAAGACCCUUCAUGGAAGAUUAAUCAAGAAUGCUUCCAUUGUUGAUUUGGAUGUUGGGAACUAUGUGUUAAGUGUUUAUGCAAAGUUAAAGGAUUUGGGUUCUGCACAGAAGGUGUUUGAUGAAAUAUCUGAGAGAAAUGUUCGUACUUGGACUGUUCUGGUUUCUGGGUAUGCUCGAACUGGGUUGUUUCGAGUUGGGUUGGAUUAUUUUGCUAGAAUGCUUGUUGAGGGAGUUUGUCCAAACGGUUUUACGCUUUCGAGUGUGUUUAAGUGUUGUUCUUCUGUAGGUUUGGUUCAUGAUGGUAAAGCAAUUCAUGGGUGGAUACUAAAAAAUGGGAUUGGUUUGGAUGUUGUGUUGAGGAAUUCUAUUAUUGACUUUUAUGUGAAAUCUGAGGAGCUUGAUUAUGCUAACAAAUUGUUUGAGUUCAUGGAUGAUGUCGAUACUGUUUCGUGUAAUAUAAUGAUUGCUGCUAAUAUGAAAAGUGGUGAUGUGGAGAGUUCUCUUGAAUUGUUUAGAAGGUUGUCCACCAAAGAUGUUGCAACCUGGAAUACAGUUAUAUCAGGUUUGAUUAGAAAUGGGUUUGAAGGAAUGGCAUUGGAACUCCUUUAUGAGAUGGUAAAAGAAGAAGCUUGCUUCAAUGAAUUUACAUUUAGUACAGCAUUGGUUUUGGUUUCCUCUUUAUCAAUGCUAGGGCUUGGGACAGAAAUACAUACUCGAUUGAUGAGACUUGGAUUCUAUGAUAACGAGUACAUAAGAUCGUCAUUGAUUGAUAUGUAUGCCAAGUGUGGGGUGAUUGAGAAGGCAUCAGUUGUGUUCAAGCAAAUGCAUCAAGGUUUUCCUGAAAAACCAAGCUUGAAGAUAAAUGGUAAAACAUUAACUGUGGACACUGUUUCUUGGAGCUCUAUGGUUUCAGGAUAUGCCCAAAACGGGAAAUUUAAAGAAGCCUUAGCAAUGUUCUGUCAUAUGGUCACUGAAGGAGUUGGAGUGGACAAAUAUACUCUCACUACCAUUGUCUCUGUAUGCGCUGAUUAUGGGUUGCUUGAUUUUGGAGAGCAGAUCCAUGGCCUCUUACAUAAGAUUGGACAUGAAUUCGAUCUAGUUUUGUGCUCUUCAUUGGUUGAUAUGUAUUCAAAAUGUGGAAGUUUAGGGAAUGCUCAGAAAAUAUUCGAUCAGACUACCACUAGGAACACUAUUCUAUGGACUUCAAUAAUAAAUGGAUAUGCUUUCCAUGGGCAUGGUAGAGUAGCAAUUAGACUUUUUCAAUUGAUGGUGGAGGAAGACAUUCAACCAAAUGAGGUAACCUUUGUGGCGGUUUUAACUGCAUGCAGCCAUGCUGGGCUAGUUACUGAAGGUCGCAAUUAUUUCAGAGUAAUGAAAGAAGUUUACAACAUGAUGCCUGGAGUCGAACACUUUACUUGCAUGGUUGAUCUGUUUGGCCGUGCUGGCCUCCUGGAUGAGAUAAAGAACUUCAUUUAUGAGAACAAUCUAUCACAUCUUAGCUCAGUAUGGAGGGCCUUCUUAUCUUCUUGUCGACUUGAAAAAAAUUAUGAUAUGGGAAAGUGGGUGUCCGAAAAGUCACUUGAACUAGAACCAUUGGAUGCAGAACCUUAUGUUUUGCUGUCGAACAUGUGUGCUACCAGUAACAGAUGGGAAGAAUCUGCUAGGGUUAGGAGUUCAAUGCAGUAUAAGGGUGUUAGAAAGCACCCAGGUCAAUCUUGGAUACAAAUGAACAAUCAAGUUUAUACUUUUGUGAUGGGUGAUAGGUCUCAUCCACAAGAAGCUGAUAUAUAUUCAUAUUUGGACAGCCUAAUUGGUAGACUGAAGGAGAUAGGUUAUUGCACUAAUUUAGAGCAGGUUACGCAAGAUGUUGAAGAGGAACAACAGGAAAUGUUUCUCCGUUAUCAUAGUGAGAAGCUAGCUGUCGUGUAUGGUAUCAUUAGCACGACCAGUGUAACACCAAUACGGGUCAUGAAAAACCUUCGAGUUUGUACAGAUUGCCAUAAUUUCCUCAAGUAUACUUCUCAGCUUUUAGGUAGGGAAAUAAUCGUCAGAGAUAUUCGUAGAUUUCAUUAUUUCAAGAAUGGACUUUGUUCUUGUGGAGAUUACUGGUGA
Beta vulgaris subsp. vulgaris (sugar beet) is the source of this 3553-nucleotide messenger RNA. RefSeq names its product putative pentatricopeptide repeat-containing protein At3g23330. Lineage: Eukaryota; Viridiplantae; Streptophyta; Magnoliopsida; Caryophyllales; Amaranthaceae. The transcript is spliced from 10 exons. Gene Ontology annotation, biological process: RNA modification. Gene Ontology annotation, molecular function: zinc ion binding; RNA binding; protein binding. The coding region runs from base 326 to 3553 and encodes 1075 amino acids. The record is from RefSeq and is a predicted model, not a curated record.